AUGUCUUUUGGAAAGUCCAUUUCAUCUAGUCUAGAUGUAUCCAAUAAGUCAAGGAUCUCACCAAACGGUGGUCAUUUAUAUGAGGGCACGGGCGAUGAUACAGGUCUCUCAACCCAUCGAAAAAUAGCGAUCUUGCAAGACUCCGUAGUAGGGAGAGUAAAUUAUCGCGGAUUUAUCACUCGGCCGUAUGCCUCGCGCUGGAGACAUUAUUUGUCCUCCAGUAAUGCUACACUAUCCUCCAACAAGUUUAGGCACCAUAAGGAACAGCCUGAAGAGACGGAAGACGAUGCGGCUCAUUCUCAAACCGGCGAACUAGCCAACCCUGAUCUUCGACUUCCUGCGUCAGACAUGCUCGAAGCUAUUCACUCUUAUUCCAGUCAUUUCUAUGCGAAUGCGGUCGAUAGUGAGCAGAGCAAUGACUUUGCCAGUAUGGACGAAACAGCAUUGAUUGCGAUGGGAAUUCUGCUAGAAGAAUUAGCAAGUCAUUCUUUAGGCGAAACUGGCGAUUUGGUAUUGGUCGAGAGUGAAGAAGAGGAUAGAUACAGCUCGGAGAGUGAAACCAGCGCCAUAUCGACUGGUGAUGGAAUCAGAAAGCGAUCCAAUUCUGUUCGAAGUAGGGGCACGUCUCUUAUAUCGGGCUCUGAAGAAGAAAUGAGCUCUUCCCAGAGAAAUAUCAAAAGAGACAAAAAGAGAGCCCGAAUAGGCAGCCUCAAUAUAGAGACCACAGCAACCGACAGGGAAAGGGAAGGAAACCUUAAACCGCCGUCAAACUCUAGUUUACUGUUAAGACUGGUUAGCAUAUUCAUCGUUCAUACUCAGCGAUUGUCUUCAUACCCAUCUGUGACAAUUAUAAAGGUCGGUCUCACAAUGGCUCCCAAAGGCAAGACGGUUUCUCCCGAGGUGAAACGGCAGCAAAUACUGGAUCACAUACGCUCGACUCGCACCUGCCAUACCCUCAAAGACUUGGAAAAGACAUUGCCAUCUAUCGCAUCGAUCAAUGGCAUCCAGGUCAAAGAAUACGUGCAGGCUUUGUUGGAUGACAGCACGAUACGCAUGGAGAAGAUCGGUAGUGUGAAUUGGUACUGGAGUUUCCUCAGCGACAUGCGACGCGAGCGCGAGAAUGUGAAACGGAGACUGCUUCGAGACAUGGAGUGUUUGUCAAAGGUUAAGAAGGAAUUGGAUAAUGAAAUUCGUGAGAAAGAGGCUACUGCAUGGACCGAUAAUGGGGGUGAUGAUCCUGCAAUGAUCGCUGCUAGGGCUGUGGAAAGGGAAACCCUGAUGAGUCUGAAAACCGAGUUGGAGGCCGAACUGAAGCAACUCGAAGCAAAGAAGGAUUCGCUUGAAAACACCGGUGCUGCAAGUAUUAGAAAGAGAACCCAGGAUAUUAAGAAAUGGAAAGCUGAUACGGUCAUGUGGACUGACAACAUCUACAUUCUGGAGCAGUAUCUUAGUAAGAUUGCUGGUGGAGAUCGCGAUGUCAUCGAGGGUGUCAAGAGACAAUGUUAUGGGAAUGAAUACGUCGAAGGAGAGGGAUUGUGUGAGAUAGAAUGCUGA
Molecule: messenger RNA, 1554 nt
Organism: Talaromyces proteolyticus
Lineage: Eukaryota; Fungi; Ascomycota; Eurotiomycetes; Eurotiales; Trichocomaceae
Product: Mnd1 family-domain-containing protein
Exons: 4
Coding region: 1-1554 (517 amino acids)
Biological process (GO): nucleolar large rRNA transcription by RNA polymerase I
Cellular component (GO): RNA polymerase I upstream activating factor complex
Molecular function (GO): RNA polymerase I cis-regulatory region sequence-specific DNA binding
Source: RefSeq, a predicted model, not a curated record